AUGGGACGUAUACAGGCAAAUCCAACUCCUGCUUACUACCAGGACCCAUCUCAAUCCCACCCUCAAUCCUACCCACAGCCUCAAGAUCAAGAUCUUUAUGAACCAGUAACUGAGGCACCACUAGAAACCUUUGAUGAUAUACCUCCACCACCCUAUGAGAGUUAUCUAAGCGAAGAAACUCAGCAAGAGAACUACCAACAUGAGACAUACAACACGCCUGAAAAUAACCCAGAAGAAAGCCAACCACUGCACUACCACCGGUCUCCACCAGUUCCACCACCACCACCUCAUCAGCCAAGUCAAAACCCACAACAACCUGAACAAUUCCCUCCUCAAAGUCCAUCGGCAUAUCCAACUCAGCCUGUCCCUUACCCACCACAAAACCCGCCGCCCCAAGCUCCACCACAAGCCUUCCCUCCUCCUCCAGGUCAACCACAAGCAUUUCCUCCUCAUCCUCCAGGUACACCACAGGCCUUCCCUCCUCCUCAAGGUCAACCACAAGCAUUUCCUCCUCCUCCAGGUAAACCACAGGCCUUCCCUCCUCCUCAAGUUGCUUUCGAAAGGCCACAGGUGGUGCAAUUUCCGCCACCGCAAGGUGUGGGUGUACAGGUGGAGUAUCAAGCGAUGCAGUCACCUUCUUCGCUGCUACAUAAUGCUCAGGGUUUCAACAGCCCUAUAAUGGGAGUUCCGAUGGCUAUUCAAAACACAACACCUCUUGUUGCUACUGAGGGUUGGAAGACUGGGUUAUUUGACUGCCUGGAAGAUCCCGGAAAUGCUCUUGUGACAGCCUGCUUCCCAUGCUUGACAUUUGGGCAGAUUGCGGAGGUCAUCGACAAUGGCCACACCUCAUGUGGGACCAGUGGAAUGCUCUAUGGUUUGAUUGCCUGCUGCAUUGCAAUGCCAUGCCUAAUGUCAUGUACGUAUCGCACCAAGCUCAGGAAUCGGUAUGGACUCGUUGAGUCGCCAGCACCGGACUGGGUGACUCACUGCUUCUGUGAGUGGUGUGCACUUUGCCAAGAAUAUAGGGAGCUUCAACACCGUGGCUUGGACCCUUCUAUAGGGUGGAUGGGAAACGUUGCCAAGCAGCAGAAAAUGCAGCAGCAAGUUGCUAUGAUGCCCCCCAUGAAUCAAAGAAUGAUGGGUUGAUGAAAUAUGAAAGGAAAUUGAAUACCCACCUCCUCGUCUUUCGUUUUCUUUUUUGAAUUGGUUGUGUAUUUUAUCAAUGGUUCUGUG
Molecule: messenger RNA, 1233 nt
Organism: Ilex paraguariensis (yerba mate)
Lineage: Eukaryota; Viridiplantae; Streptophyta; Magnoliopsida; Aquifoliales; Aquifoliaceae
Source: the annotation of a GenBank genome assembly